Candida dubliniensis CD36 is the source of this 651-nucleotide messenger RNA. RefSeq lists its product as uncharacterized. Lineage: Eukaryota; Fungi; Ascomycota; Pichiomycetes; Serinales; Debaryomycetaceae. Bases 1 to 651 code for a protein of 216 amino acids. The transcript has a single exon. Gene Ontology annotation, cellular component: cytoplasm. Gene Ontology annotation, molecular function: inositol diphosphate tetrakisphosphate diphosphatase activity; phosphatase activity. The record is from RefSeq and is a predicted model, not a curated record.
AUGCAACAGGAAACCAGUCGCAUACAGUAUAUGUCAGGUAAUAAAUAUUCUAAAGAAUCAAGUCGAAAAGCACAAGGACUGGUUGCUAAAUUGGUGCCACCAUUGAAUUUCUCGUUAGUGGAGAAUGGAAUCUAUCGCUCAGGUUUCCCAAUGCCUAUAAACUACCCAUUUUUAAAGCAAUUGAGACUAAAAACGAUAAUAUAUUUGGGUGAUUUAGGUAAUCAAACUUCAAGCAAAAGCAAGAAGAAAGACAAACAUGGUACAGCAGAAAUAAUGAACAAUUAUCUAGAUUGGAUCAAGAAUGAUACCGAAAUCAGGUUCUACAACUUAUUAUUUGAAUCGUCACAAGAACCGUUCAAUAAACCAGAAGAUAUUCAACAGGCCACUCAAAGCUUGACUUUUGCAUUGCAGUUGAUCCUAAAUAAAGAGAACUAUCCCAUUUUGAUUCAUUCAAACAAAGGCAAACAUCGUACUGGUGUUUUGAUUGGAAUAAUGAGAAAAGUCUUACAAGGUUGGUGUCUAAGUGGAAUUUUUGAAGAAUACGAAAAGUUUGCCAUGGGUAAAUCGGAAUAUGAUUUGGAAUUAAUUGAACUAUGGCAACCAGAAUUGUACAUAGACGAUGCUAACAAGCCCGAUUUUGUUAGGAUAUAA